AUGGAUAGCAACCCUCCUCCUGCGAGCUUGCCUCAACAAGAACAAUCUUCUGCUUCUUCUCCUUCUGCUUUGCAAGUGCCUUCGUCUCACGAGUCGUCUUCGUCUCCGAGGACGCUGAGAUCACCGGGUGGAUCGUCGUCGGGUCAGCACACCAGCAGGAGGCACGCCACGUUCCGGGGAAUCCGGAGCCGAAGUGGAAAAUGGGUGUCCGAGAUACGGGAGCCUCGUAAAACCACGCGCAUUUGGCUGGGCACGUAUCCGACUCCGGAGAUGGCUGCCGCCGCGUAUGAUGUGCCGCACUUGCAUUGAAAGGCCCUGACACCACCCUCAACUUCCCCAAUUUGAUUCUCUCCUACCCGAUCCCGGCGUCAUUGUCUGCGACGGAUAUUCGGGCGGCAGCGUCGGCAGCUGCAGAGGCCAGGCUGGUCAGGUCUGCGGAAACCGCCGGACAAAGCGCUGGAGGAG
Neltuma alba is the source of this 465-nucleotide messenger RNA. RefSeq names its product ethylene-responsive transcription factor ERF025-like. The coding region runs from base 1 to 309 and encodes 102 amino acids. The transcript has a single exon. Lineage: Eukaryota; Viridiplantae; Streptophyta; Magnoliopsida; Fabales; Fabaceae. The record is from RefSeq and is a predicted model, not a curated record. Gene Ontology annotation, biological process: regulation of DNA-templated transcription. Gene Ontology annotation, molecular function: DNA binding; DNA-binding transcription factor activity.